Thamnophis elegans (Western terrestrial garter snake) is the source of this 3858-nucleotide messenger RNA. RefSeq names its product chromosome 11 CXorf58 homolog (gene C11HXorf58). Lineage: Eukaryota; Metazoa; Chordata; Lepidosauria; Squamata; Natricidae. Gene Ontology annotation, molecular function: protein binding. The transcript is spliced from 8 exons. The record is from RefSeq and is a predicted model, not a curated record. Bases 96 to 1112 code for a protein of 338 amino acids.
CUUUCUAUUAAGUAGAGUGUCUGGUAUCUAGGCAACCGCUAAAAGCGGUUGAACUGCAGACGCUGAGAAAACGGGUCUUCGAGCCAAAGUGCGGUAUGAUGUGGAACGAUACGCCCAUAUCGCCUUUCGUCCUAAACGAAAAGGAAAAAGAAAAGCAGAGGGUUAAAAGAGAGCAAGCAGCUAUAAAAAUUCAGAAGAGAUGGUGGAUGCAUAUGACAAAAAGACUAUUUAAACUUCUGAAACACACAAUUCGUGCAGCGGAGUAUUGCAUUAGCUAUGAUAUUCUAAAAAGAGUGAGUCCUUUAGAAGCUGAACUUCUUAAAGAACCUACUAUUCAAUAUAAAGUCCGAUUCAGACUUGCUGGAUCUGAUUUCCCCCCUUUUAUUAUAUUUAAAAUCUUUUGUAAAACAAGAACAAAAAACAACCAAUAUAUCAGUGGGAAAAGAGUAAUAACAUCGGAAAGUAAGGCAGCUGUUGACGCUUGCAAAUUAAUGGGCUAUCGGAUGUAUUAUAAUCAGAUUCUUCAAGAUGAACUUCAGCAUAAAAGGCAUGGAAUAACAGAUGACAUAGAUAUUGCUACAGUAAGAGAUUACAUGCAAUAUGCCAGUCAUAUGGAUGAAACUCCAGCAUAUUAUGGUGGAAGACAUAAUUGUUGGAGAAGGCUGACGUUGGAAAAUUGGCCUAGAGCAAUGAUAGUGUAUGACAUCAUGGAUUAUGCACAGUCUGGGAAGCUGUCUGCUAGACUUAGAGCUGAACUUCCAUUUCUAUUGCUGAAACCACAGAACGAAGAGACAUGUCGUGCUCAAAUCUUGGCUGUUUGUCAAAUUAGGUCUAUGCCACCUGGUUUCACCUCCCUAUCAAGACAAGAACCAAAGGCAGACCAGAGAAUGUCACAACGCCGCUCUUAUCAAGCUAGGCAGAAGAUUGCAAAAAUGAAGAAAAUUUAUAAAGCUGUGAAAGAAGAGGACUUAAGCAGUCCUUCUUUGAGUGAUCAUUCAGCUGGGGAUCCAGGACCAGAAAAUCAAUUUUCUAAUGAAGAUUGGGAGCAAGAAGCAGUAAGGCUUUAUGAUUGGGCCAGAGCACUCCGAACUGAAGAUAUUUGGGAAGAUUAAUCAGAGUUAAAUGUAUUUUUUGUUCAUGUCUCCACCAUUUCUAUCAUAUAGUUGCAACAACAGUUGAAAUUGUUUUCCCCCAUGUAGUUUUGUUUGCUCUUUUUGCAGACAUAGCCAUAGAAGAUGAAUAUACACAAUUCUCUGGCUUCAGGAAAUUCCUAACAAAACGAGUUACUGUUGAUAGAAAGAUGUGAUGUUAUGUGAGAAGAAUAAAGUAAUGUUGCCAAUGUGCAUCUGUUGCUAGUAAUACUUGAGGCAUCUAGAUGGAAAAUAAUAGGAAGAGGUUGAUAAAUACUAAAGGUAACUAAAGAGAUGCUUCCCAAUAUGCAUUAAUAUAAAGGAAACACGUGAAGAUUUACACAGCUGCUUCAAAAGUUCUUUUCAAUUGUUUCUGUAUACCUGCACAAUCACUCUUCCAUUCAGUCUACCAGGAAAACAUUGAGUUUUCAUGCUUAUCUAUUUUUUAAAAUCAAAUUUGUAUGACUGCCCAUCACACCAAAGGCAAGACUGACAAUACACUCCAGAUAAACUUAUCAUCUGAGGUAACUGUGAGCAGCUUUCAAAACAGCCGCAUCAACCUUGCAAAGACUGUCACUAGUUUUAUGCUUUGAAGAAAGGUUAAUUUCUUCAAUCAAUAAGGGUGCUAUAAAAAUUUAGUAAAAUUGGCUGUUACACAUUUAUGAACCAUUCUUUUAAAUGCUUUACAUAGCCACAAUAGUUUUAGCAUAUUAAUGGACAUCAGACAAAGCUAAGUACUUUAAAAUAUUGCUUUCAAAGAAAAAAGUAUAGCUUCUUUACUUUUCCCAUCAAAGUUAUUAAGGCUCUAAAGUAUUUAAAUUUCAUAACAUUGUUAAAAUUUACAACUGGUCCCAAUUGUUCUAUUUGCAUUUUGGCUCAGCUGAGUACUUUCACAAGUAUGCUAAUACAUAUGACUUUAAGAAUGUGAAGCAGACUUAAUAAUUGAAAAGGAACAAAAAAUGGAAAAAACUAGCGAAAAUUAAAAAUAUUUUAUUUACAUUCUUAUUUAUAUACAAUUUUUACACCUUGCUUAAAAACAGAACAGCAUAUAUGCAUGUCUGAACAUAAUGCAUUCACAGGAUGAGUUGGAAUAACAUUUACAAAGAAGUAGAAAGAAAUGUUUUUAAGAAUAUUAAAAAAUUGCAGUUUCACAACUGCUUCAGGUAAAUUAUUAGAACUGCACAGUGCAUAUUUGAAUAAAGUAUUCCAAUUUAUUUUAGCACAAUUCAAAGGUAACUCAAAUUGACAUGCAAACAUUUUAUUAGAUAUGUUGAAAAGCAGCAUUGGAUUAUGCAUAACCAUCCUGCAACAGCAACUUAUCCAACUAUUGUUACUAACAUAUUCUCAGAAUUUGGCAUAGUAUUUGAAGUUCUAUUUAUAAAACUUACAUAUGAAAUUUAAUCCUAAUUAAGACUUAUUAAUUUAAUACAGAAUGACUGGUCCUGAUUUUUAUUCAAAUGUAUGUCGCUGUCCCCUUUCCCCCCAAAGUUGAAUAAAUCCUGUAAUAAUAUGGUAUCAUAAAAUUGAGAGAAAUCAUUUUCUAGUUAUGGAACUUUAAACAAGUUUUGUUUUCAGGUAUUGGGCCUUGUUUCCUUUUCUACUGAUAGUAACAGAUAUAUUCUUGAAUUAUGUAUAAAUAUUCUUGCUUUAGAAAUGGAAUUUUAUUCUUUAAUUCAAUUUCUUCAGAAUAUCAGUAUUUUAUGUGAUAAGAAAAUUCAGAAUUUUCACUCAGCCACUUUAUGAUAUCAAUAAAAAAUGAGCAGUGAUGAGAUUAGCCUAGUGGUUGUUAUGGUUUUGCAUGUGACAACCUUUCUUCUAGUACUAACUUAGUAUAAGAAAUGGACAAUACAAAUCAUGCUUUAAGUUUUUAUUUGGUGUCUGAUUUUUUUUUCAUAUGGUAGCCUUCUCUUUUAGUUGUACUACUUUUUUCCACUAAAAUAGUAUAGAAAAUAGUAUUCUCAUAAGUUAUAUGAACAUGGAGAUGUCUUAAAAUAAAAUGUAAGAAUAGGCUUUCUAGAGUAAUUUAUUUAAAAAAAAUAAUUUAUAAAGCACAUGUAAACAUUCAUUAAUGCAAGAGACUAGAGUUUUUGGAGAGACAUUUCUUCUUAAGAAUAAAGUUUUUUUUCUUAACACCACCAAGUGUUUAUACAGAUUCCCAAGCGAAAUGAACAGGCCUUAGUGUAGUGCAUUAUGUCUAAAAUCCUCUAAAACGUUCAUGUGUCCUUCCUCUUCCAUUUUGGCACUAGUUGGCAUUUUAAUUAUCAAUGAGAUGAAAUGGUUUAAACUAAACAGUGAGCUUUUUAGGAAAGCAUGGAUCAACAAUUUGGGAACUGUCCAAAGUUCAGUGUAAGUUGAGUAAGCUAUAUUUUAAAUACACUUAAAUUAUAGUUGUGACAAAUAUUCCUACAUUCUUUUCUCUUAUAAACUUAAGCUACCUUCAUAUGCAUAGGAAUGUCAAGAAAGUACAAUUCAGAAGAGUAUUGUGAACCACAGGAAGAUACAUAAUAGGUUAGAAAUCAUCUGACAUUUAUAAGAUGAAGAAUAUUUGCUUUUUAAUCAAAGAAACAAAAUCAAAAUUCACAUUAAGAUAGCUAAAUUGCGUUUUUAUGCAACAGCAAGAUUGAAAAACUCGGGUCUCACAUCUUAAGAAGGCUAACUUUAAGUAUUGGUUCAGUAACUCAUUUGAGCUAACUUUCCAUCAAGUAUAUAAACAACCAGACUUUUGUAU